GGCCCUCUUUGGUCCCUCUCCGGCUCAAGCCGCCUUGGGCGGGGCCUCUUCCCCCGCCCCCUCAAGGUGGCAACAGACAGAUGCUUGACGUGUUGGCCAGGCUUGGUAGCGCACAAAGCGAGAAGCCAACCGUGCAAAAAAAGGCGUGCAACGAGACGCGAUCGAUUCCACUGCUGCCUGAAGCUCAGCCGUGGCAGAAGUGACCACGCCACCAGUACAAAGAGGGGAGCAGGCAAUGCAUCGUCGCCAGCCCGCGGGAAUCAUCACCGCAGCGCUGGCACUUCUCCUGCCUCUGCCGAAGACCCUCUGCCAAAAGCAAGCAUGUCUAGCAACAAGUGGGCCACCUGGGUGUGCACCCGUGGAAUGCAUAUCAGAAGGUCCCGUGAUAAACUGGUCAAUUCAAACUUCCACUCGGCCAACGCGUUCGUGCGAGCGACGCGGACGAGGAUGCGACGAUAAAGCGACUGGAAGUCUGCCCUUCCAGAAGCCUCCAUCUGGAGAAGCAACAGCUGCUCAAACAUCAACUCUCGAAGGUCCGUGCAGAUUUCUUGGAUCGGCGCUGCGCGCGAAGCGAGCCGAGAGCGGCGCCAGAUCCGCCUCCAUGAGUGCCCCACGCAGACAUUCGAACAUUUAUGUUCAUGCAAACUUGUCUGAUUGCUCCGAGCCUCAGACUCGGAACAUCUGGGCGCGGACGGGAAGGAGGAACAGGAGGACGGAGGAGGCAUCACCAGGGAGGAGGGAGAGAAUGGAGGAGGCUGCACCGGACAUCGGGUGAGAGGCGCCCUCGAGGGCAGCCUAGGAGCAGCAGCAACAUGGCGGGCUGUGCGCGCACCGCGAUGCCUCGCCUCGGCGAGCCCCGGCUCGCAAAGACUGCGUGCUCGCGGCGGCCUCCCGGGAGGCUCCCCGGUGCCGGGGCCAAGGAGGGCGCGUCGCGUAAAGUUGAAAACCAUCCACGCGCUGGCACGCACGAGGGCGGAGCACGAUCGGGGAGGAGGAGUGGCAAGGACGAUGCUGCUUGACGUGCUGGCCAGACUUGGCAGCGCGCAGAGCGAGAAGCCGCUCCGCCGUGGCAGAAGUGACCGCGCCACCAGCAGAAAGAGGCGCGCAGGCAGUGCAUCAUGGCCAGCCCGCGGGAGUUCUCACCGCGGCGCUGGCCGCUCUCCUGCUCCAGCCGAAGAGAUGCUCUGCCCAAAACCAUGUUGGAACACAAACGGGCGACCAGGGCGUGCACCAUUGAAAUGCAAAUAUCAUUGAAUAUAUUACGCUAUACGGUACAAAUUACUGGAAGCGGUGCUGCCUCCCUCCUGCCUGACUGCUCACAGCCCCACACCGUGCAAUUGUCGAAUCGGGACCACGCCAGCAAAGGCCCACGCACCUUCCCCUUCGUGGGCCUGAAGAUGCCGUAAUGCGCGCCCAAGAAGUUGUUGGCGACCCGCGCCGGUGUACACUCGGGAUGUGCCUCUAAGUAACGACGAUCGUUGCCCAUACCCAACUGGCACUUGAAAUGCUGCUCCCUGUAGAGCAAGAAAUUCUGGUGAGGCCCACAUUGAACUUCAGCCCCCGAAGAACUUUCUUUCUUGACGUUUACCCCUGGGCACUCCUCCUGCACCACUUUCUGCAACCCGUGCAUCAUCGUCACAAUACCCAUCAAUCCGUUGGUAGGCUCACUCCCAUUGUACCAACCCUUGAUCUCCUCUAGAACACGCUGCAUUACCUUGCUGCCACGCUCUGCCGCGAAAAUAGCAUUCAAAAUCUCACAAUCCUUGGAAAACGAACUCAUGAAAGUUGUACUGUCGUCUACCAUUUCUGAGAAAGGAACCCGGAACUGCAUGUCUAAAUCAGCGUAAAAGCCUCCCUCGAGCGCAACCACCGCCGCUCUACAGAUAUCGCCUCGAUAAGCUCCGUA
Molecule: messenger RNA, 1906 nt
Organism: Prorocentrum cordatum
Lineage: Eukaryota; Dinophyceae; Prorocentrales; Prorocentraceae
Source: the annotation of a GenBank genome assembly